Messenger RNA from Mugil cephalus (flathead mullet), 2407 nucleotides. Its product is annotated as probable histone deacetylase 1-B. The record is from RefSeq and is a predicted model, not a curated record. Bases 104 to 1552 code for a protein of 482 amino acids. Gene Ontology annotation, molecular function: histone deacetylase activity. The transcript is spliced from 12 exons. Lineage: Eukaryota; Metazoa; Chordata; Actinopteri; Mugiliformes; Mugilidae.
AGAGCGGCGCCUCCCGGGGGAUGAUGAGCCUCUCUGAUUGGCUGACGGGAGCUCAGAGAAGCCGGUGAGCAGGAACCAGGAACCAGUGGGUAAUUGGUGUAAAAUGGCGCUGUCUCAAGGAACAAAGAAAAAAGUUUGCUAUUACUAUGACGGUGAUGUGGGAAACUACUAUUACGGCCAGGGGCAUCCCAUGAAACCUCACAGGAUUCGCAUGACGCACAACCUCCUCCUCAACUAUGGCCUGUACAGGAAAAUGGAGAUCUAUAGACCACACAAAGCCAGUGGGGAAGAGAUGACGAAAUACCACAGUGAUGACUACAUUAAGUUCCUGAGGUCCAUCCGACCGGACAACAUGUCUGAAUACAGCAAACAAAUGCAGAGAUUCAAUGUCGGAGAGGACUGUCCCGUGUUUGAUGGUCUGUUUGAGUUCUGCCAGCUCUCAACAGGUGGCUCUGUGGCUGGAGCAGUGAAGCUGAACAAGCAGCAGACAGACAUCGCCAUCAACUGGGCUGGUGGACUCCAUCACGCCAAGAAAUCCGAGGCCUCCGGUUUCUGCUACGUCAACGACAUCGUCCUGGCCAUCCUGGAGCUGCUCAAGUACCACCAGAGGGUGUUAUACAUAGACAUUGACAUCCACCAUGGUGAUGGAGUAGAGGAGGCCUUCUACACCACAGACCGGGUCAUGACCGUUUCCUUCCACAAGUAUGGGGAGUACUUCCCUGGCACCGGAGACCUGAGGGACAUUGGAGCAGGAAAGGGCAAGUACUAUGCAGUCAACUACCCCCUAAGAGACGGUAUUGAUGAUGAGUCCUACGAAGCCAUCUUCAAGCCAAUCAUGGCUAAAGUCAUGGAGAUGUACCAGCCCAGUGCUGUGGUCCUCCAGUGCGGAGCGGACUCUCUUUCUGGAGACAGACUGGGCUGCUUCAACCUCACCAUCAAAGGUCAUGCCAAGUGUGUCGAGUACAUCAAAAGUUUCAACCUCCCUCUCCUGAUGCUGGGUGGUGGAGGCUACACCAUCCGCAAUGUGGCCCGUUGCUGGACCUAUGAAACCGCCGUCGCUUUGGACUGUUCCAUCCCUAACGAGUUGCCCUACAAUGAUUACUUUGAGUACUUUGGGCCUGAUUUCAAGCUGCACAUCAGCCCCUCCAACAUGACAAACCAGAACACCAAUGAGUACCUGGAAAAGAUCAAACAGCGUCUGUUUGAAAACCUCCGUAUGCUGCCUCACGCCCCCGGGGUCCAGAUGCAAGCCAUCCCAGAGGAUGCUCCUCAUCCGGACAGUGGAGACGAAGAUGAGGAAGACCCAGACAAACGCGUCUCAAUCCGGGCUCAUGACAAGAGGAUAGCCUGUGAAGAAGAGUUUUCUGACUCUGAGGAUGAGGCAGAGGGGCAGGGAGGAGGCCGCAGGAAUGCAGCCAACCACAAGAAGGCCAAACGAGUGAAGAAGGAGGAGGAGAAGGAAGGAGAGGAAAAGAAAGAAGUGAAAGAGGAGGAGAAGGAGGAAGAGAAGAUGGAUACAUCAGGACCAAAAGAAGAAGUGAAGACAACCUGAGGUCUGGUGUAGAAGGAUGGUUACACUGUUCUCAAGCCCCACUGAUUUUCCUACUGGAAUGAUAGGACCCUUUUGUAUUCCUGUUUUAUGAUGUGUUGUUUAGGACACACCUGGUUCACUUGUGAUGCAUCAGUUGGAUGGGACCCCACAGUUGAGUGUAUGAUAAUUUGUCCAGCAUGAAGUGUUAUCAGUGUAAACCCCACUCAUUCAGCACUCCACUGUAGUAUAAAAGUAUCACCUCUGUUCCUUUUGAGCUGUUGUGUGAACCAGGUCUGUCCUAAUGAGAAGAAAACCACCCAGAGUGUUACUGCCUCCACCAUGGCAUCUAAACCCGUUUGUGGGGUUCCAGCAAAAAUACCCGCAGAGACGUAGAUGAUUUAAAAGUCAAGUCAUCACAUGCAAAAAUGUUUUUUUAGUUUUUAAACAUCUACUUAUGAUACCAGCAUUAGGCAGACUGUUUGCCUUGCUGUGUUAAUUCAGUGAAUGCAUGUUUAGGAUGAGCUCGCCUUUAGCGUGUACAUAUUCUGCCUUUGCCCACAAAGUCCCUGCUCAGUAAGUUAUUUUAAAUGAUGAGUACAGUCAGUCCCCUCAGCGUCGUCUUCCUACAAGUAUCCGGUUUGUGUUGUUUUUUUUUAAUUUCCCUCCUGCAUUGUUGGUAUGUUGUAUGAAUGAGUUUCAACCUCUUCAGAGGCCUGUGUUGGAGAGUGAAUGACUUAUUUUAGAUAUUUUGUACCAUAAUACAUAAAGACAGAGGAAGCCGGUGCAUGGCCCUCUACAUGUGGUCGUUUGGAAUUCUAUCCUUGUGAAAUGUGCAUUAUCAUAACUUUGUUAUAAAAAUAAACAAAAUCAAGUCAA